GGGGACGAAACGUGACAGGGACCCUCGGACAAACUUCUCUCUUACUGUCUUGGUCUUCUCUCGUAUUCUCAACCACUUCGCGGGACGAGAUAUAGAAAUUGUAGGGGAAAUGAAAUAAAUAAAGGAAAAUCGGACGAGAUGGCGUUGGAAUAAAAACUGGGUUCCAUCCGAAAAUCCAGCAACUGGUUUCCACACUCUCUCUCUCUCUCUCUCUCUCUCUCUCUCUCUCUCUCUUUCUGCUGCUGCUGUAUUCGUUGGAUUGAUCAUGCAAACGGCUCAGGCUCAUCCUCCGCCUUCUACAACGUCUGCCGAGAUUCCGUCUCAGAUCAUGUCGAGGGAAAUCGUGCAGAAAAACAUUGUACCGGUAAAAAUUGAUGGAAUAGCAGGGUGCGUUUCUUUUACUCACGCUGCGACAGAAGGUCAAGGAAUGGCUAUUUCAUCAGGAUAUGAAUAUGAAGUAUUCUUGAGCUUCAGAGGAGAAGAUACUCGAACAAGUUUUACUGACUUCCUUUAUACUAGUAUGAUAGAUGUGGGAAUCCGUGUCUAUAAGGAUGACGAAGAGCUCUGCAAGGGGGAAAAUUUUGGCCCGGAACUUCUCCGAGCAAUUAAUCAAUCAAAGAUCUCAAUACCUAUAUUUUCGAAAGGUUAUGCCUCUAGUGUAUGGUGUCUCAAGGAGCUAAUCCAGAUGGCCGAGUGCCAAAAAACUAGGGGACAAAAGAUUAUGCCCAUUUUUUAUGAUGUAGCACCUUCAGAGGUUCGACACCAAAUUAGAGGUUAUGGAGAGGCCUUUCUUACACAUGAAAACAAGAAGCGAUAUGAUGAAGAGACUAUGCGUAAGUGGAAGGCUACUCUCAACAUGGUUGGAGAACUAGAUGGAUGGGACUUGCAAAAAAUGGCCAACAGGAAAGAAGGUGAGAUGGCAAAAAUAGUUACCCAGAAGGUUUUCAAUGAAUUGAAAAAGGCUUAUCUGGUGGUAUCAAACAACUUGGUCGGUGUGGACAGUCAUGUGGAUAAAAUCAUGGAAGAGAUAGAUGCUCAUAUAAAUGAAACACAGAUUGUAGGAAUUCAUGGGAUGGGUGGCAUUGGAAAGACAACAAUUGCCAAAAUCAUAUACAAUGAGCUUUCCAACAAGUACGACAAUUGUUGCUUCCUUUCCAACAUCCGUGAAACGUCAAAGCUCAAGGGCAUUGAGUACUUGCAGCAGCAGCUCAUCCAUGACAUUCUUAAGACGAAAUGGGUGAAAAUAACAAACAUUGAUGAAGGGAUUAAGACCAUUAAAGAAAGGUUGCCUAAUAAAAAAGUCCUCAUUCUUCUUGAUGAUGUGGAAGAAAAGGAUCAUAUGGAUGCACUUGUCGGUAAGCGUGAUUGGUUUGGCGAAGGGAGCAAACUUAUUGUUACUACAAGAAGGAAAGAUGUUCUCUAUGUUCCGGAAGUGGAUUGGAGGUAUGAGCUUACGUGCUUGGAUCCAAAUCUAUCUCUUCAACUUUUUAGCAAACAUGCUUUUAGAAGAGAGUCUCCUGUAGACGACUAUAUCAGCCAAUCCGAGAGGGCGAUACGCAUUGCCGGAGGUCUUCCAUUAGCCAUUGAGGUCAUAGGUUCACUUUUAUCCGACAAAAAUAAGGAAAAGUGGGAUGACACAUUGAAGAUGCUAGAAAGUGUUCCUCAUGAUAAAGUUCAAAAUAAGUUGAAAAUAAGUUAUGAUGCAUUAGAUAAUCGGCAGCAGCGUAUAUUCCUUGAUAUAGCUUGUCAUUUCAUUGGAUGUUGCAAAGACAUUGUGGUUUAUUUUUGGGAUGCAUCUAAACUUUUUCCGGAAGCAGCCAUGGAAGUUUUGCGGAACAUGUCUUUAAUAAAGAUUGGAGAAAAUAAUAUAUUGUGGAUGCAUGAUCAACUUAGAGACCUUGGAAGAGAAAUAGUUCGUCAAGAAAGUGAGAUGAAUAUAGAGAAGCAACGUUGGGUGUGGAAUCCCGAGGAUGGAUUAAAUCUGCUAAGGAUACAUGAGGAAAAGAAAGAAGUUCAAGCUCUUCAUCUCAGGUUUGAUGAUCAAUGCCCUUUUACCUAUAAGGAAUUUAAGAGCCUGCCAAAUUUAAUGUUCCUUGAAGUAGACGACUUAAAGGAAAAUUUUCAUGCAAAAAAGAUGUUUCUUUGGCUCAAAUGGCCAUCAUAUGCUCUUCCAACUAAUUUUUUCCAGAGGAAUUCAGAUCUCCUUCCACGAUUACGAUGGCUUUCUUGGCAUAAUAUUUGCCCAACAUUUAAGAUUGCAAAUUUCUUCGUAGAGAAUUUGAUUAUCCUUGAUCUAUCUUGGAGUGAAAUUACUCAUGAUUGGAAGGGGUGGAGCCACAUGAAGGCGACUAAGAAUUUGAAAGUUCUGAAUCUGGCCCAUUGCCGACGCUUGAAGAGAACCCCCAACUUCUCAACUCAUUCAAAUUUAGAACGUUUGAUCUUAUUAGGCUGUAUAUCAUUAAUCAAAAUUGAUAGAUCAAUUUGUCAGUUGAAACGCUUGGUUUUCUUAGAUGUAACCGAUUGUUGGAGUCUUCAGAGGCUGCCGAAUGAGCUAGGUAGAGAUCUUGCAAGCCUUGAAUACCUAUCUCUAAGAGGAUGCUUGAGUUUGGAGAGGCUUCCGGAGACAAUCGGGAAUUUGGAAUCGCUGAUUGAGUUGAACAUAAGUUACAUGACCAUCAAAGAACUACCCAAUUCCAUCGAAAAGUUGAAGAAUUUGAAAGUAGUGAAUAUGGAGUAUAAUGACGUAAGCAAAAUACUCGAUGCCUUUUGGACGAUGGAGAAGCUUGAAAUAAUAAAACUCAUCGGCAGGAACCACAGGGAUCAUUACGGGCACGUGGAAUUUGGUGAUUGCAUCUAUGAGAAUAAAUCCUUGAGGAUCUUGAGAUUGAGAGGGGUGAGAAUACACGCCCUACCAAGGCUUCCUAAAAGUCUCAUCGAAUUAGAACUGGAGGAGUUGAGGGUGGACACGUUUCCGGAUCUCUCAAAUCUCGCUAACUUAAAGGUAUUGCAUCUGGGCUUUUGCCCACAUAAUUGUGAUGGGAAAUUUGAUGGGCUUCUGGAAGAACCGAUACCACAGUGGAUUGAGAACUUAAGCAAAUUGGAAUCUCUGGAACUACUCUUUUAUAAGGAGAUUGCCUCAUGGACAGACCUCAACCUCUCUCCUCAUCUGCGUCGCCUCCCGAGGCUUCCCUCAAAUUUAUCCUCCUUAUGUCUCUCUGGUUGCGACUCACUUUGCUCGAUGGAUCUAUCGAAUCUGAGGAAACUAUCGUCUCUCUCGAUUGUUUACUCUGCAGUUGCAGAGAUUGAAGGCCUUGGUUGUUUGGAGAACCUACGAGAUUUGGACCUUCACUGCGUCGGACAGCUAGCGAAGCUACCUGAUCUAAGCAAGUUAAACAAGCUAAGGCAUAUUGAAGUAUGGGGGUGUGGUAAUUUGGUUGAGAUUCAAGGCGAACUACCAUGGUUUAUGGAUGAACUUAGAAUUUAUUCCUGCGAUUCAUUUCAGGAGUUCCCUAAUCUGUUCAGCUUAAUGGGUAAGACAGAUGUUUAUAUUUGUAUUCGCAAUCAGAUGUUUGGAUAUACAGGUGGACAUCGGUUGCUACUUCGUGGCUUUAAACAGAUGCAGAUCCCCGAUCUAAGCAAUUGGAAUAGACUAACAAUUCUUACACUAGAAUCUUGUCAUAAUCUGGUUGAGAUUCAAGGCGAACUACCCCAAUCUUUGGAAAAAUUGCGGAUUCAAUGCUGUGAAUCUUUACAGAAGUUGCCUGAUCUAUCAAGCUUGAAGGGAUUGAGAAAGGUUACAAUAAGACAUUGUGGGAAAUUAGCGGUGGAGGAAAUUUCUCGGCUUUGCUUGGAGAAGUCAAUCAAAUUUGUGGGAGGAGACGAUGAAGAUGAAGAAGACAAAUUACCGGUUUGGCCAACAAUACUAAGAUAUGAAAGAGGACGAUGGGCAAGACGAUGAAUAAGUGCACGUUGCACUUGGAAGCUUUUUGAUGCACGACCACAAAUUGUUCCCUCAUGUUCAAACCUUAAACGAAUCGAGGAAAGGUGUGCUUCUUAGUGGGAUUUGCAAAUGUUAUGGAGAAGUCAUAAAUGAGAGAGCCACCGCAAUUCCGAGAUUAUCAGUGUGGCAGCACUGGCUAAAGCAGCAGUACCAGAAUAUUUUAUCUCAGCAAUGAUGCCUUCAAUCAUAGCAAUCUUUGAUGGGCACACUGACAAAAAUCAUUCUGUGCAGCAAACAUCGCCUACAAGAGUAACUAAGAGAAUGCAGCAUUUGCUAUACCAGUAGAGAAGGAGCGCCGUUUUGCUGAGACUUGAGAAUUGCACUCACUUACAAAAGAUUGGUAAGAAAAAGAGAGCACAUUCCCUUGGGGCUGCCUUCAGUAAUAGAACUGUGCAUUCUAAAGCAAUAUUGGCAUUGUUUCUGUCAUGAGAUCCACUCAAUUCCAAGAAAACACUGGCACUGCCACCAAAGUUGGUUAUGUGUCAUAUGUUACUCGCCACCUUAGAAGAACUUUCAUCAAGUAGUGGUGGCUCUUCCAUGCACGCAGAACCUUUCAUAGAACCUAGUGAUCGUAAAAGAAGAGCUUUACACAAGCCAAGCGUCAAUUUGAGAAAUUCUUCCAUAUUCUUCACAUGUACAAACUCCAAAAGGAUUCCAAUCCGCCAUACUACUUUCAGUUGAGAAAGCAACUUGGGAUCCAUUUCUGGAAUCGAUACCUAAGCCACGCACAGCUCAACAUCAUUCAU
Molecule: messenger RNA, 4746 nt
Organism: Eucalyptus grandis
Lineage: Eukaryota; Viridiplantae; Streptophyta; Magnoliopsida; Myrtales; Myrtaceae
Product: disease resistance protein RPV1
Exons: 6
Coding region: 266-3958 (1230 amino acids)
Biological process (GO): signal transduction; defense response
Molecular function (GO): ADP binding
Source: RefSeq, a predicted model, not a curated record